ACAUCUGAUCAUCAGUUGGCUGAGGCCACAAGUAAGGCAGUCGGCACCAAAACGAAGCCCAAGGCCCUCCGAAAAUUGAAGCUGGGCCUUGACCUAACCACAAUGCAUAUGCAAGCCUAUCUACCGCCUGGCCGGCUCACGGCGUUACUUAACGAGAUCCGUGCAGGCGGUCACGAUAGCCAGGCAAUGGACGAAUUAGAAUAUUUAUUCACGGAGGCUUCGCUAGAGGCUAAACGCCGACAGAAGGAGGAAGAGAGGCAGCAAUCGGAGAUCCGGGCCAAGGAGGUGGCAAGAAAGUAA
Molecule: messenger RNA, 300 nt
Organism: Protopolystoma xenopodis
Lineage: Eukaryota; Metazoa; Platyhelminthes; Monogenea; Polystomatidea; Polystomatidae
Source: the annotation of a GenBank genome assembly